ACUCUCCCCCUUUCCUCCCUUCUCUCCUACUCUUUCCCUCCUCUUUUAACCCACUGCUCCCACAUAUAUACCUCUCGAUCCCUCGUGAUGGGCUCGUCUCCCGUUGUAUCGGUCGAUAGCCAGCGAUGGCCAAGCACGGCGGCGGCAAACACAGGAAGCCGGAGAAUCUCGGCAACGGGAGGAUCACCCCCGUCCAGAUCGCCUUUAUAGUCGACCGAUACCUCGCCGACCACCACUUCACUGCCACCCUCGCCGCAUUCCGUUCCGAAACCUCCGAUCUCUUCUCCAAAACCAAGGUCAAAGAGGUGCCGAAGGGGUUGAUGGGACUGGACGAGAUGCUGGACGAGUACAUCAGCCUCAAGGAGCAGCGGGUGGUGUUGGAUGAGGAUAGGCGGAGGGUGGAGAUGGCUUUGCAGGGGAUGCAGGAGGUGCUGCGGUUGUACCACUCCACUGGGACCGCACAUCUCCCCCCGCAACCUCUCCUCCCUUCCCAGUUCGUGGCCGUCCCCUUGACCCCGAUCCUUCCCGCAUUGUACUCCGGCACCAGCGGAUCCCCUGCAGUAAAUAGAACACCAGUCGUGAAGUAUGCACAACCAUCCAUCAAGCUUGCUCACAAAUUAGAAGCUAACAACUCAUCACCGAUGCCUAGUUCUUCGAAUGGCAGCAAGAGAAAGGCCUUGAAGAUGUCUUCUUCGAAUGGCAGCAAGAGAAAGGCCUUGAAGUUGUCUACAAACUUUCCUUUAGACCCGAAGAAACCGCGUACUCAAUCACCUGCUGCAUCAUCUGCAACUGGAGGUGGUAACAUCAUUUUUAAGAGCACUUAUGUACACUUUACAAUGUUCUUGUUCACAAGAAUUUAUAUUUUCCUUGCACCUUCAGAUGUUGCAUUGUCCUAUCAAGAAACAGUGGCCAUGAGAACUUUUAAAAAGGUUGAUAUUUCAGCUUCCAAGUCAACACCAACUAAUUUUCCGACAAAUAAGCCUCCCGUUCGAGGUUUGCCUGUGGGAAAAGGCUUGUUCAGUCAACCAUCUGAUUGCCAGGUCGAUUCCUCCCCCAGAACACCUCCACAAGCACUCCAAUCUCAAGCUCAUGAAUCAGAUUCCCCAUCGGACAAUACACCUUUAGCGAUCACUGAUGGUGGCAACUCCAAGCAGCAAAUUGUUCCAUUCAAUUGCUCCACAUUUGCUUCUGAAACUCUCAUAGUCAGCCCUAUAAAACAUGCAGGGUGUUGUGCUGUUGAGAGAAGCUACCAUAUUUCUUCACCCUACAAUCUAAAUUCAAAGAGCAAAAGGGGGCAUAUAAAAGGGAAAUUAGACUUUGAUAACCCUGACAUCGAGACAAGUUCAGAAGAACCAGUUGCUGUUGACAGUUUGACACCUUCAACUGAAGGGGAAAUGUCUGGGAACUUUGAACUUGAUCUUCCAGAUUUAGACAUCUUGAAUGGUGAUUUCUCCUUUUCGGAACUUUUAGCUGAUAUCAAUCUCGACUGUGAUGGACAGCAUUCAUUUGCUCAUUCAGUUCUAAGCCAGGAGGAUGAUGCUGGAAAUGGAUGUUCGAAGUCAGAUCAAUUUGAUUGCUCUUCUGUGACACCAAUCGAUGUGGUCUCUGACAAUGAUGCGAACAUUCAAGGUUAUUAAACUCAUUCUUCAUUUGAAAUGCUCACAUACUUAAUUCUCACCUGCCAUACAUUGCAUUCCAUGAAACCAGAUCCAGAUUGUGUAACCUCUGUGAAAACUGUAACUACUUUUGCCAAAAUUCCAAAGUCCUCUGCUUCUCUUCAUCUAUCACAAGAUUGAUUGAGCGUCACCUAGUAAGGUCUCAUUGUGGAUCAAUUUACAAUUAGAAGUGGAAGAUAUGCUUCAUAUGAUCAAAAAAAUUCACCAGCAAAUGAAUAACUAGUCUGCAAGUGCUAACUGAAGUAAUUUUCUUUAUCUCCCAUAUUCCAUGUUCAAUUUAUUCU
Messenger RNA from Musa acuminata AAA Group (dessert banana), 1960 nucleotides. RefSeq lists its product as uncharacterized. The transcript has 4 exons. Lineage: Eukaryota; Viridiplantae; Streptophyta; Magnoliopsida; Zingiberales; Musaceae. Bases 126 to 1637 code for a protein of 503 amino acids. The record is from RefSeq and is a predicted model, not a curated record.